Molecule: messenger RNA, 3107 nt
Organism: Schistocerca piceifrons (Central American locust)
Lineage: Eukaryota; Metazoa; Arthropoda; Insecta; Orthoptera; Acrididae
Product: glycoprotein-N-acetylgalactosamine 3-beta-galactosyltransferase 1-like
Exons: 9
Coding region: 348-1499 (383 amino acids)
Cellular component (GO): membrane
Molecular function (GO): N-acetylgalactosaminide beta-1,3-galactosyltransferase activity
Source: RefSeq, a predicted model, not a curated record
UACAGCACGCACCGGCAGAAAAUUGAUAGGAUGCAAUGGGAGCGGAGUGCUGUGCGCGAGUGAAGAUUGUUGACAGUAGUAAUGAAAAAAGUGAUCCUAUUUAUUAUUCUCACUCAACAGUUAGCUGUGAACCAGUGAAACAAGUCCAUCGUUUUUAUCGUCAGUUUUAGUAUUUUCAUGUGAUGACUACCGAUUUUUUUUCAUAACACUAAGCGGUAAACAGUAGCGGAUGCAGCAAAACGCAGCAACAUGUGUGAGAAUGAACACAACGCGGCUCCACUGUUGUUUGAUUUCGAGUUGCAUGCUGAUUACUGCAUAUCCAGUCUAGCACCCAUCGCCUUCUAAACAUGGGACAUCAAGAUGCAGGUGUUUUCCGACCGAAGGUUGGUCGCACCUUUGUCUUGACAUUGGCAAUGGGUAUACUGUUUGGAUUCAGCUUUGCAUAUAUAUUACUUGCCACAAGCCGUGUGGCAGUGGGUGAAUUGAGCCUUUAUCCAGUUAGCAGGCCAAUGUACUCUCAUGACCCACAUCAUCACAGUGAUUUGGACAAUAUCCAAGGACCAGACAUUGGCUCAUUUGGUGUCCACAGCCACGAAGAAGAGUUUCACAAAGAUGAGGACAAAGUAGCCCGUAAAUUGGCGCAGAAAGUCAGAGUGCUCUGCUGGGUGAUGACUUCACCAAAGAAUCAUAAUCUGAAGGCACGUCAUGUCAAAGCAACUUGGGGACAUCGGUGUAAUAAACUCCUUUUCAUGAGCAGCACCAAUGAUACAUCAUUACCAACUGUUAAGCUCCCAGUGAAAGAGGGUAGAGAUCAUUUAUGGGCCAAAACAAAAGAAGCAUUUCGUUAUGUGUAUAAUCAUCAUCUAAAUGAUGCUGACUGGUUUAUGAAAGCUGAUGAUGACACGUAUGUGAUAGUAGAAAACUUGCGCUACAUGCUGUCUGCUCAUAAACCUACUGACCCAUUGUACUUUGGUUGCCGAUUCAAACCAUAUGUAAAACAGGGUUACAUGAGUGGUGGUGCAGGUUAUGUUCUGAGUCGAGAGGCAGUGAGAUUAUUUGUGGAGGACGGACUUCCAGACAAGAAAAAAUGCCGUCAAGAUCAUGGUGGAGCUGAGGAUGUUGAGAUGGGUAAAUGUCUAGAAGCUGUGGGGGUUAAGGCUGCUGAUUCACGAGAUUCUCUUGGUCGAGGCAGGUUCUUUCCAUUUGUUCCAGAACAUCAUCUUAUUCCUGGACACACUGACAAGAACUUCUGGUACUGGAACUAUAUUUAUUAUGAAUCAAAAGAGGGCCUGGAGUGCUGUUCUGACAGUGCAGUCUCCUUUCACUACGUUUCACCUAAUCACAUGUAUGUGCUUGAAUACCUUAUUUAUCAUCUACGCCCAUAUGGAAUUACUCAUUAUGUGGAAGAGCAGGUUUCUUCAGAUGAGCCCAUAACAGAAAAAGCAUCUGACAGUGAAACAUUAAAACCUACAAAACGUGAAAUCAAAAAUACUCAUUGAGGAAGUGGAGAUUCAUCAAAGGUGAUACAAGAUGUCAGUUUGGAGUUCAAAACAUAUACUUACAGUUACCUGUAAAUGGUUGAAAAGCAUAUGUGGAAGGCCUUGUGAAACCAAGGUUCUUUUAUUUCCUAUGAAUACCUCUGAUACCUGUUAAAGUGAUUUCUUAAGAGUAAGAAAUAACAGAACUUUUUUUACUGUGUUUUCAAUUUUAAGCAAAAAGAAAAAUUUCAGAUGUGACUGAAAUGAAUCACGUUUUAGUGUUCUGAGAUUUUGUAUGUUCCAGGGUUCAGUAUUCUUAAGCCAUAGAUCUGCCAUUAAUAUGAAUGUGUUUAGGUGGUAAUUCAGGAACUGAUUGUAGUUCAGUGUCAUGUUUCAAUUUUUAAUUUUAGCUGUCUUAAUCAGCUUUUGAAGUCUGACUAUGAUACUGAGUUUUUUGCCAGUAAAGAAACUAUUGUGAAAAUUUUGAGUAGUUAAAAAGAGACAGUGUUGACUCCUUGAGAGCUAAUGACUAGUCAUGUUAGAUUUUUGCCAUGGGUGAAUUCAUGCACUCUUCUGUCUGUGAUAAUAAGAAAACGAUUCAUAACACAGUAUUGUUGUGACAAUUUUGUACAAACUAGGUUGCUCAUUAAUGAUUAUUCCUGGGAUGAAAGACUCCAGUCGCUCUGGUGUUUGAGGAGCAACAGUAAAGUAUACUGGUGAAAUUCUUGUGAUCAAUAGAUUUUUGAUUUUGUGGAGAAAGAUUUGUACAUGUAUGUGAGUUUAAUUUGUUUGGUAAUUGAUGUAUGUCCUCUUAGCAGAAAUUGAAGAAUGAGGAAAAUUUGUGGAUUAUUACAGAUGUCUGUGAUUGUGCCAUAUCAGGACUUCUGUAUAGGUUUAAUAGCUUACAUAUCUUAAAUACAACUUUGAAGUUUGUAGUUUCUUUGAUCCUGUGUGCAUUUACUUGUCCUUGAAACAAGCUGAAUUAAAAAACAACUAAAUAAAUAAAAGCAGGGCCCUUGGCCAGCUGUUCUCAUUGUGUACGUUGUUUAAUGGCCACCAUUGUCUAAUUUAAUGCUGGCUAAUGCAUAACUUAAUGUAUACUAUAAAGAGAGUGCACAGUAGUGUAGUGGCUGUAUUUUCAACAAAAACAUUUAGUCUUGUGAUUAAAUUUAUAUACUUUUCCAAUUCUUUUGAUACCACUCAGCACCUAGUAACAAUAUAAGCAUCUUAGGUCAGUUUGCAUAUAAUUUUUUUGGAUAUAAAGCAACUGUGGAAGAAAAGACUGAUAUAUGAUAUUAAUGAGUGAAAUCACACUGUAUUUCUUGUAUUUUUUACAGAAUAUCUCUCUCUCUCUCUCUCUCUCUCUCUCUCUCUCUCUCUCUCUCUCUCUCUCUCUCUCUCUCUGUUUAAAAUUCUGUUUUGCUCUGCUUUGCUGUGUGUGAGCUUAUCUACUGUAAAUCAUCUCAUAUGCUUUUCUUGUGAAUUUCUUUUGUUAUAACUAGAGAGUUUAUAAGAUAAGAGUCUGCAGCAGCAUUUAAUUUCUGUGUAUUGUGCAGUGGUCCUACGGCAAUUGUUCUUUUUUGUGCUGCUUACAGUGUUACUCUUCCUUUUAUAUAUUUGUAGUAUAAA